AUGGAGUGGAGGUGGCAGCAUGGUGGUGGUGGUGGUGUUGGUUGUGGAGGUGGUGGUGAAUGUGGAGGUUUUGAAGGAGGUGGUGGUUGUGGUGGUGGUGGUGGGGGUGGAGGAGGUGGUGAUGGUGGUGAAGGAGGUGGUGAUGGUGGUGGUAGAGGUGAAGGUAGAGUUGGUGGUGGUGGUUGUGGUGGUGGUGGUGGUGGAGGUGGAGGUGGAGUUGGUGGUGGUGAAGGAGGUGGUAGUGGUGGUGGUGGCGGUGGCGAUGGUGGUGAAUGUGGUGGUGUAAGUGGUGGAGUUGGAUGUGGAAGUGGAGGUGGUGUUAUUUUUAAAAUGAAUGAUGGUAUUUCGGGAAUUAAAAAAAUUCAUUAA
Molecule: messenger RNA, 369 nt
Organism: Prunus armeniaca (apricot)
Lineage: Eukaryota; Viridiplantae; Streptophyta; Magnoliopsida; Rosales; Rosaceae
Source: the annotation of a GenBank genome assembly